AUGAUUUUUGAGUUGUCCCUACAAUCGGUUCUUUCAGCGCCUCCUGGAAAGAAACACCAGUGCCACAUCAGUGGCUUCCUGCAUGGCAAAUACGGUGACUGCAACAGGGAUCACGGCUCGGUCUGCUGUAAAGACGGUCAUCGCUACCCGCAAUUCAGGUGCUCGCCCCCGGUAUCGGCCGACACGCCGGCGAUCCUAACUCUGAACAGCUUCGCACGAGGUGGAGACAGCAGCGGCAAAUCGUUCUGCGACAACCGCUUCCACAAGGACACCGAGCUGGUGGUGGCGCUGUCAACGGGGUGGUUGCGCCUGGACGGCAAGCGCAGGUGCAACAAGAUUAUCCGCAUCAACGGGAACGGGCGUGCCGUGCUGGCCAAGGUCGUCGACGAGUGCGACUCGCUGUACGGCUGCGACGCCGAGCAAAACUUCGAGCCACCGUGCCCAUACAAUAAUGUAGACGCGUCACCGGCCGUGUGGAAGGCGCUGGGGCUCAAGGAGGAGAUUGGAGUGUUCAAGAUCACUUGGUCUGAUGUGUGA
This is a messenger RNA of Triticum dicoccoides, 537 nucleotides long. RefSeq names its product putative ripening-related protein 4. Lineage: Eukaryota; Viridiplantae; Streptophyta; Magnoliopsida; Poales; Poaceae. Bases 1 to 537 code for a protein of 178 amino acids. The record is from RefSeq and is a predicted model, not a curated record. The transcript has 2 exons.